ACCACAACCGCUCUUCUCCCCCGUUUUACCCCUAAACGACACAGUCUGAGUUUUCAUCAACUCUCUCUCCUUUCUCUGUUUCGAUGCUUUUUCAGUUCUCACUGAUGAAUUGAAUUAUCUCUGUUUGUUGUUCGCUUCUAACGAACGCUUGCCUGCGAGAAUGGGGUGGGGAGAUAUUUACAAGAGACGGGUUAGAGUAUUUACAAUGGCCCUAAUAGUAUACCUAGAUUAUAAGGGUGUACAACAACGAGAGAAAUGGACUAGCAAAUCAAGACAAGCUGCAUUGUGGGAGAAGGCUCAUGAGCGUAAUGCUAAGCGUGUUCUAAAUUUGAUAAUAGAGAUGGAAGGCUUAUGGGUUAAACUUGGGCAAUAUAUGUCAACACGUGCAGAUGUGCUUCCUGCUGCUUAUAUACGCCUUUUGAAGCAAUUACAGGACUCUCUUCCUCCUAGACCCUUGGAAGAGGUCUAUGGCACCAUACAGAAAGAGUUGGGGAAAUCAAUGGAUGAGUUAUUUGCUGAUUUUGUCAACGAACCUCUAGCAACAGCAUCAAUAGCACAAGUCCACCGUGCAACUUUGCUCAAUGGACUUGAAGUGGUAGUUAAAGUUCAACAUGAUGGUAUCAAGACAAUUAUACUGGAGGACUUAAAAAAUGCGAAGUCAAUUGUCGACUGGAUUGCAUGGGCUGAGCCGCAAUAUAACUUUAAUCCUAUGAUCGAUGAAUGGUGCAAAGAAGCUCCUAAGGAACUUGACUUCAAUCAUGAAGCUGAAAACACUAGAACGGUGGCUAAAAAUCUUGGCUGCAGAAACCAAUAUGAUGGAAAUAUGAGUGCCAAUAGAGUGGACGUUUUAAUCCCAGAUGUAAUUCAGUCUACAGAGAAAGUCCUUGUUUUGGAGUACAUGGAUGGCAUUCGGUUGAAUGAUUUAGAAUCACUAGACGCUUAUGGAGUAGAUAAACAAAAGCUUGUUGAGGAGAUUACUCGUGCCUAUGCCCAUCAAAUAUAUGUUGAUGGAUUUUUCAACGGUGAUCCUCAUCCAGGAAAUUUUCUUGUGAGCAAGGAAUCUCCCCAUCGUCCUAUUUUACUUGACUUUGGCCUUACGAAGAAACUAUCAAGCACCAUUAAGCAAGCACUUGCAAAGAUGUUUUUGGCAUCUGCUGAGGGGGACCAUGUGGCCCUUCUGUCCGCCUUUGCAGAAAUGGGGCUUAAGUUGCGUCUGGACAUACCAGAGCAGGCAAUGGAAGUAACAACCGUAUUCUUUCGUGCAACAACACCAGCAAAUGAAUAUCAUAAAACAAUGAAAUCGCUAGCCGAUCAAAGGGACAGAAAUAUGAAGGUUAUACAGGAGAAAAUGAACCUUGACAAAAAAGAAAUGAAACGCUUUAAUCCUGUUGAUGCAUUUCCAGGUGAUAUUGUAAUAUUUGGAAGGGUUCUUAAUCUUCUAAGAGGGCUUUCUUCCACCAUGAAUGUACGAAUAGUAUAUAUGGACAUUAUGAGGCCAUUUGCUGAAUCAGUUUUGAGUGGGUACAUUAGUAAAGGACCAUCCCUAAAUGAUAGAUGGAUUUUUGAUUCACCCGUCCAUUCUGAUGUAGAAUCCAAGCUGAGGCAGCUUUUAAUCGAGAUGGGAAAUAAUGAUAAAAUACUCGGAAUCCAGGUAUGUGCCUACAAAGAUGGAGAGGCCAUUAUUGACACUGCUGCAGGAGUGCUUGGUAAAUAUGAUCCACGUCCGGUUCAGCCUGAUAGCCUUUUUCCUGUGUUCUCUGUUACGAAGGGUAUCACAGCAGGAAUGAUACAUUGGCUGGUUGACAAUGGACAACUAAACCUUGAAGAGAAUGUUGCAACUAUUUGGCCAGCAUUUCGAUCAAAUGGGAAGGAUGUCAUUAAGGUUCAUCAUGUGCUUAACCAUACAUCUGGUUUGCACAAUGCAAUGGGAGGCAUAGCUCAAGAAGACCCUCUUCUGAUGCUUGAUUGGGAUGGAUGUUUAAAUCGCAUUUGUCAGUCAAUACCUGAGACUGAACCAGGCAAGGAGCAGUUUUAUCAUUAUUUAUCAUUUGGCUGGUUGUGUGGAGGAAUCAUUGAGCAUGCAUCUGGCAAGAAAUUUCAGGAGAUUCUUGAAGAAGCAAUAGUUCGCCCCCUUCAUAUUGAAGGCGAGUUAUAUGUAGGGAUUCCACCAGGGGUGGAAUCACGUCUUGCGGCUCUGACUGUAGAUACUGCUGAAUUAAGCAAAAUCUCAGCACUCGCUAAUCGUGCUGACCUUCCCUCCACCUUCCAACCACAACAAAUUGCUCAACUUGCAACCACUUUACCUGUUGCUUUCAAUACACUGAAUGUUCGCCGUGCCAUCAUACCAGCAGCUAAUGGACAUGUAUCUGCCCGAGCACUUGCACGUUAUUAUGCAGCCCUAGCUGAUGGUGGCAAGAUACCACCACCUCAUUCUUCUGCUUCUAAGCCAGUACUUGGUAGCCAUCCCCAUAUUCCCAAAUUAUCUUCUUCCCAGAAACCCCCCAUAAAAAACCGGAAAUGUAUUGGACGGAGGACGCAAGCAACUUCACCUUCAGUUAGUACAACUAACAGUUACGAAAAAGUUUCUAGUCACGAAGAUUUUGAUGCUAAUGAGGGCAGAAAUACGAACAGUGAGAGUAGCAGUGGUGGUGAUGACAGUAGUAGCAGAAUUGGUAAUAAUCUGAGAACCCAUGUUGCUCGUAAGGUCUACAAGAAUCCUAGGAUUAUUGAUGAAUUCUUGGGUACAGGAGAGUACGAGAAUUUAGCUUUGCCAGGGGAAAGUUUUGGCCUAGGGUUUAAGAGGUUUAGUUCUAAGGAUGGGUCAUCCAUUGCCUUUGGUCACUCGGGAAUGGGUGGAUCCACGGGUUUUUGUGAUGUCACCAAUAACUUCUCUGUUGCUGUGACACUGAACAAAAUGUCCUUUGGAGGUGUCACUGGAAAAAUUGUCCAACUUGUGUGUUCAGAGUUAAAUAUUCCUGUUCCAGACGAUUUCUUGAGAUUUGCGGUUGAGCAAAGUGGACCAGAUGAGCAAUUAUCAAUGGGGAGGCCCAUUAUUAAUUGAGGGUGGAAGGUUCUUUUUAACCCUUUUCCACCAUAUUUUCAUGUAUAAUUUUGAAUUUUACCUAAAGCCUUGGUGAUUAUAUACGGGAAUCUUUGGAGCCUUUUUCUGUGCUCUUCUUGCACUUGGGAUAUCUUUGCGAUACUUACUAUGUAAUUAUGUACCCUCGAAGUUGCAAUUUUAAUAGUCAAAUUUAUCAAAUUCAAUAGUUUCUUUUA
Molecule: messenger RNA, 3276 nt
Organism: Glycine soja
Lineage: Eukaryota; Viridiplantae; Streptophyta; Magnoliopsida; Fabales; Fabaceae
Exons: 19
Coding region: 161-3061 (966 amino acids)
Cellular component (GO): Golgi apparatus; endoplasmic reticulum
Source: RefSeq, a predicted model, not a curated record